ACCCUUUCCGUCUUUCUCUCUGUGUCCAGCUUCCGCGGAUUUGCUGAAACCUCCCCUUUUGAUUGGUCAGUUGCGAAGAAGAGGGUGGGGCGAUUGCACAGAGUGGACUCAUCUUGGAGGCGGGGCUUGAGAUCUCCUAGCAACGGGACAGGGGGCGUGGCGAAAGCAGCAAACCCCGCCCUUUUUGCUGUCCUUCAGCCGCAUGAAUGUCGCUGGAAGAACUGAAGCCUGGGAGCAACCCGGAAGUAGCCAGCUGGUACUGCUUGGCGCCCUUCGGGGAGGGCCCUUGUCCCCGCGUCGGCCAUGUCUCGUUUCACCUCCCGAACGGCAAGAGAGGAACCGUCCUCAUCGUCGGAGGAGCCGACCCAAACGGCAGCUUCUCCGACUCCUAUACCCUCGAUCUGGAUGCGCACAGGUGGACGGCCCCAACGUGGCCGGGCCUUUUGCCGCGAUAUGAACAGGCCGCAUUCAUUCCUGAAAGCCAGCCCACAAAGCUCUGGGUCUUCGGAGGAGCCAGCGAGGGCGGCAAUCGGAACUGCCUCCAGGUCUUGGACCUUGAAACUGGAACGUGGGAGAAGCCGGAGGUACGUGGGGUUCCUCCAUCUGUUCGGACUUUUCACACGUCCACGGCGGCUAUUGGGGACCGUUUGUAUGUCUUCGGAGGUGGCGACAAAGGAGCGGACCCUGUUCAAGACCAACAGCUUCAUAUAUUCGACUCAGCCACGUUGACAUGGCUCCAACCAGAGGUUUCGGGCCAGGCGCCCACACCUCGGCAUGGCCACGUAAUGGUAGCCGUGGGGAACCGACUCUUCGUCCACGGCGGCUUGGCCAGUGACACAUUUUACGGCGACCUCUUCUCUAUUGAUAUAACCAAGAUGAAAUGGGAGACCCUGCCAGCCACCGGAUCCGUUCCUGGAGGUCGGGCGGCCCAUUCGGCAGUGGCCUUUCGGGACCAUUUGUACAUUUUUGGCGGCAUGGACCCCACUGGAGCGCUGGACACAAUGUACAAGUAUCACAUCGAAAAAGGCCACUGGACGCAACUGGAGUUCAAGACGGCUUUGCCCGCCGGACGCCUGGACCAUUCCAUGUGCAUCAUUCCAUGGGAAGCACCAUCUUCGGAAAGCUCAGGACUGACUCAUUUGUGCUUAAUAUUUGGGGGGAUGGACAUGAAAGGGGAGAUUUAUGGGGAUUGUGUUGUGUGCGUUCUGGAAUAAUAUAUAUAUAUAUAUUUGUACCUAGAUAGCAGCACACUGUGGUUGCAAUAUUCAGGACAAUGUAAACCUAAGCUUGCACCCAUUCCUCAGCCAAACUGCACUUUGGAUUGGGAGGACUAUACAUUUUGGAUACUGGGACACAAGUUUCCAAUGCCAAGGUUGUGAUCUGCAAUGCCUGGGCAGGGAAUGACCUCAGUAAAUACAAAAGAUGCCAAUUCAAUUUGAGUCUUGUCCAGUGAUCAUUUGGGAACAAUAGGGUUGUGAGUCUGAUCACAAAAAAAUAAACAUAAUGGUUGAAACAACA
Anolis carolinensis (green anole) is the source of this 1518-nucleotide messenger RNA. RefSeq names its product Rab9 effector protein with kelch motifs (gene rabepk). The coding region runs from base 207 to 1214 and encodes 335 amino acids. The record is from RefSeq and is a predicted model, not a curated record. NCBI's taxonomy places the organism in Eukaryota, Metazoa, Chordata, Lepidosauria, Squamata, Anolidae. The transcript has 7 exons. Gene Ontology annotation, molecular function: protein binding.